AUGCCUUUUGGGAUGACAGCCAGCGAGGAUGUCUGUGCUGACUACGGUGUCCAAAGGAACUCUCUGGUUGUCUUUAAGGAGACAUCUGUGAAGAUUUUUGAUGUCCCUGUUGAAAAUCACAUCCUGCUGUUCACCCCAGUGAACUCGGAGACAUUCAGUGAGAUUUACGAAAACUACCAGUCUGCUGCUGCAGGAUUCAGAGGAAAGAUACUGUUUGUUUUGGUGGACACUAAUGAAGCAAGGAAUGGAAGGAUUUUUGAGUAUUUUGGCAUCAGGGACAUCGAUGUUCCUGCUGUGAGAAUCCUCAACCUCACCAGCGAGGCCAGGUACAAAAUGCCUGCAGAUGAGGUGACUGUGGAGAACCUGAAAGAAUUCUGCCAGAGCUACCUAAAUGGAAAAGCAAAGCAACAUCUCCCUAGUGAAGAAAUUCCACAAGACUGGGACAAGAUGCCUGUCAAAGUGCUUGUUGGGAAGAAUUUCAACAGUAUCAUCUUCAAUAAGACCAUGACUGUAUUUGUUAUGUUUUAUGCCCCUUGGUCCCAUGAGUGCAGAAAACUCCUGCCAGUCUGGGAUAAGCUGGGAGAGCAAUAUGAAAGCCACAAAGACAUAAUGAUUGCAAAGAUUGAUGUCACAGCAAACGACAUCCUGGCCGUGGGGCUGCACCGCUAUCCCUUCUUCACGCUCUUCCCUGCAGGCUCUCACCACCAGGAAGUGGCUUAUACUGGAGAAUAUACAUUGGAGGCAUUUUCUGAAUUCUUAGAAGAACAAAGAAAGACAAAAGCAGAACCAGGAGAGAAGAAUUAA
This is a messenger RNA of Serinus canaria (Common canary), 804 nucleotides long. It is a transcript of the gene PDILT, whose product is annotated as protein disulfide isomerase like, testis expressed. Gene Ontology annotation, biological process: protein folding. NCBI's taxonomy places the organism in Eukaryota, Metazoa, Chordata, Aves, Passeriformes, Fringillidae. The coding region runs from base 1 to 804 and encodes 267 amino acids. Gene Ontology annotation, cellular component: endoplasmic reticulum. The transcript has 7 exons. The record is from RefSeq and is a predicted model, not a curated record.